Messenger RNA from Suillus paluster, 1240 nucleotides. RefSeq lists its product as uncharacterized. The transcript is spliced from 6 exons. Gene Ontology annotation, molecular function: protein binding. The record is from RefSeq and is a predicted model, not a curated record. Gene Ontology annotation, cellular component: RSC-type complex. NCBI's taxonomy places the organism in Eukaryota, Fungi, Basidiomycota, Agaricomycetes, Boletales, Suillaceae. Gene Ontology annotation, biological process: chromatin remodeling. Bases 67 to 1134 code for a protein of 355 amino acids.
AAACAAACACAAAUAACGCCUCUUCCACUAGCCGAAAACAAUUAUUGGAUACAAGGCUUGCCAAUCAUGACAAUAACAGCUGCACAGAAGACCGCCAUAGAGGAGGUCAUUGAAAUUUUAAUUGCAACUACCCCAGGUCGCGGAAAACGCCAAUUAUCUCAAUUGUUUAUGGAUCUGGUGGAUAGAACAGAGUGGCCUGAGUACUAUGAGGUCAUACCCGAGCCACGAUGUAUCAACGCCAUUAAGUCAAGCGUUGAACGGAACAGAUACAAGGACGCGUUGAACGCGUAUACCGAUCUGUCACUCGUGUUUUGGAACGCAUUGUUCUACAACGAACCAGAUAGUCAAAUUGCUACAGAUGCGCAGACUCUCAAGACUGUACUCGAAAUUGAAUGGCAGAAGAGAAGCAUUCUUCCUAUGCCCCGACACUCGCCACCUCCCUCAUCCGCUCAAAAGGUCCACGGAACGGGUCCCGCUGCACCGCCGCAGUCCAUUGUCACGCAGCCUUCCACUUCUACAACGACCAAACUGAGAACAACAGUUCCAACAUCCGCUGUAGCUCCAAUUUCCGAGUCACAGACCGUCAAAUCCACUCCUCUAAAGGGAUCAGCGGCUGGAGAAGAAAGGGUUGGGGAUAGUGAGGCGAUCGUCCGUCAGCUUGAGAAAAGUCUCCCAAGAUGGCAAGGCUUUGGAGAACUAGGGAUGUCCGAGGCCAGCAAGGACCGACUGGUCGAAAUUGUGCACAGUCCUCCUAAGACUCACGCGCAUGAAGACGCUCGUGACCGGACCAUGCUGACCGCGGCAGGAACUUUGACUGUUCCCCCAAUUGUCGACAAGCUCCCCCCUGAUACGACAAAACAUUUUGAUCGCUCUCCAGACACAAACGAGUUGUUCUGGUUUUCUGCUCCUCCAAUGAACAGCGCCCGGACACCACCCCCACUGCAUAGUUUGGCAUACCUGCAUUUCCUGGCGACGAAACGGAAGAAAGAACUGGCUACUGGCUCAGACACCAUGGAUGUCGAUGGUGAAGCCACUUCGACAGGUCCUUCAAAGCGACAGCGCACAGUUGCGCCUCCAACAGUUAGCGAAAUUCUACAAGCAACCUUAAAUUCUGCAUCUACUGAGCUCCUUUAGACAUUAUCCAUCUAUUCCCACUGACUUAAUUUCUGGCCACAAGAAUUUCAUCUUUUUGGCAGCUCAAUCCAACGCUUGCAGUUGUCCGACCAUUCAUCUAUUAGUU